AUGUCCGCUAUGCCCGCUCCCGAUCUGCCAACCCUUCGCUGGGGAAUUAUUGCAACGGGACUGAUCUCUUCAUGGUUUGUCAAAGACUUGGUUCUCGAUCGGCCCGAUGCAAAGGCACGGCAUAUUAUCAAAGCCAUCGGUUCUUCGUCUCGGGAGAAGGGACAGGUCUUCGCGCAACAAUAUUGUCCCCAAGAACCACCCUCCAUUUACGGCAGCUAUCAGGAAGUCUAUGCCGACCCUUCUGUUGAUAUAGUCUACAUCGGGACACCACACGCCUUCCACGUACGCAAUUGUCUCGAUGCCAUCGCCCACGGAAAACAUGUGUUAUGCGAGAAAGCUUUCACUCUCAAUGCGUCCCAGGCACGCGAAGUUUUUGCCGCUGCGAAAGAUCGAGAUGUCUUUGUCAUGGAGGCCAUGUGGACGCGCUUCUUCCCACUUAUGCGCGAUCUGCAGGUGAAGAUCCACGAGGAGAAUGUCAUCGGUCGCGUCCAGCGUGUAUUUUGUGACUUUUCUCUGGACAUGGAUAUUGAUUCUCUGCCAGAUGAUUCCAGGCUGAAGAACCCAGAUCUUGGCGCCGGGUCGUUGCUUGAUAUAGGAAUAUACUCCCUGACCUGGGGUCUUCUGGCGGCGGACCCAAAUAUCGCGAGUAAAGCGCAGAUGCCAAGCAUACUUGCGUCGCAAAAACUGGCCAACGGCGCUGAUGUUGCGACCUCGGCUAUUCUUAGCUACCCCAAUGGGGUUCAGUCCAUUGUUACAUCUUCCUUGUCUUUCGCAACAGCUCCCCAGUUUUGUCGCAUAGAAGGAACAGAAGGUUUCAUUAUUCUCGAAGGACCUGGUACUUCAGUCCCAGAGAAAUUCACAGUUCACUCAAAAGCUCGGGAUGGGGAUGCCACAGCUGAGGCCAGAACUUUCAUUUUCGAUAAGCCCGGCAUGGGCUUUUACUGGGAAGCGGAUGCGGUCGCAAUUGAUAUUUCGGAAGGUCGCACUGAGAAUGAGAUUAUGCCUUGGGGAGAGACUAUACGGGUCCUAGAAAUUUUGGACGAGGUCAGGCGUCAAGGGGGAGCUAGGUAUUCAUGUGACUAG
This is a messenger RNA of Penicillium manginii, 1083 nucleotides long. Its product is annotated as Gfo/Idh/MocA family protein. NCBI's taxonomy places the organism in Eukaryota, Fungi, Ascomycota, Eurotiomycetes, Eurotiales, Aspergillaceae. The record is from RefSeq and is a predicted model, not a curated record. Bases 1 to 1083 code for a protein of 360 amino acids. The transcript has a single exon. Gene Ontology annotation, molecular function: nucleotide binding.